This is a messenger RNA of Drosophila persimilis, 709 nucleotides long. Its product is annotated as trichohyalin. The record is from RefSeq and is a predicted model, not a curated record. Lineage: Eukaryota; Metazoa; Arthropoda; Insecta; Diptera; Drosophilidae. The transcript has a single exon. Bases 35 to 667 code for a protein of 210 amino acids.
AUAAAUCCGUAAAAUCGUUGUGAAAAAAGUAAAAAUGUCUGAUGUGAAAAUGGAACUCGAUUGGGGCGACACGGGUGUGGAUCAGCCAGACUGGACGUUCAAGCCCUUGCCACAGGCCUGCAAGGAGAAGGAGGUGGCCAAGGCCGGCUGCCACACCCCCCAGGCGUACCGCUUCAAGGACAUCUACGAGGGCAGGAAGAAGCAGCAACUGCGCAAGUGCCUCGAGGCGGAGCGCAAGCAGCGCGAGUUCCACAGCCGUCCAGUGCCCAACUUUCGGCAGCUCCACGAGCGCCAGGCGGCCAAGCCCGCCGUCCACCGUGUUACCCAGCCGGUCACCCCCAACGUGCUCAAGAACUCAGCUCCGGCGGAGAUGAGGCGCCGCCAGCGGCUCAAGCUGGAGCUGGAGUCCUCGCGUCCAGCUCUGAAGCCUCUACCCAGCCAGUCCCUGGCCGAGCCUCGCCUUCAGAUAAAGCCCUUCAAUCUGUCGGCCGAAAAGCGUGUCCAGAAGCGGCGCCUCUUCAAUGCCCAGACCUCGCAGAAGCAGGAGGCCCGUCGCCAGCAGCAGGAGGAGCAGCGCCUCCGUAAGGAGCGUGAGGACUACCAGAAGCACCGCCAGUUGACCACGUUCCGGGCUCGUCCCAGCCCGUUCAGCAUUACGCCACGUUAAUGGGGAGGGGCCUUCCAUUUUCCUUUUUCCCUCUACCCUUUC